Molecule: messenger RNA, 2106 nt
Organism: Closterium sp. NIES-65
Lineage: Eukaryota; Viridiplantae; Streptophyta; Zygnematophyceae; Desmidiales; Closteriaceae
Source: the annotation of a GenBank genome assembly
AUGAUGGCCGAGAUGGUCGGCACUGUGGCGCCUGGUCGACGUGGGUCAUCGCCGUCGGCCAAUGACGCCGAUCACGCGCAACGGAAGACGGCCGACAAGCAGGGCCUGAAGAGGACGGGCGACGGAGACGACAAGGAGAGCGCGAAGGGCGACGAGAAGCGGAGCAAGGGAUCGGACGGGAGCCGCGGCUCGAAGCCUGCGCCACAGAGCGUGGUCGACCAGUUGAAGACGAAGGCGGGGUGGAGGGUGAUAAGGACGUCGAACACCAAGGGUGGCGGAAGCGGGACGGCAGAGGGUGGCCCUGCUGACGGGGCUGCCGCUAACGUCACCGCUCAGCCAGGCCCGCCUUUGGUCGCCGAGAAGACCCAUCCUCAGGCGAGCGGUCGGAAUGUCGUGACCGACAAGGAGGUCCCAACUGCUCAGGCGGUGGAAGAUGGCGGCGCCGGAACCACCAAGGGACCGUCCGUCGCUGUGGCGGCCAAGGGCAAGACGAAGGCUGCUUCUGCUACGGUCGUCGGCACCACCAAGUGCCCUCCCCGUAACCCCCCUGCGGCUACCAGCGCGCCUGCCGGCCAGUCAGGUGCGACCAAAGAUGGGGAGGCCCGUGCGGCCCCUCCAGCUCUAGGAGCCCCGGCUGCCGUCAAGGGCGGCGCAAAGGCUGCUUCGGCUAAGGGCGCUGCUCCGGCAUCAGCUAAGGGGCCCCCCGGUGCUGACACGCUCAGGGAGAUGCUCCGCCGCAUGGAGGCGCAUAGUAGGGACGUGCAGCAGCAUCCCGUGGUCGACGCCGGCCUUGCCGGAACAGCACGUCGCUCCGUCUCUCCGCAGUUUGCCGGCACAUCGUCCGGGGCCCCACCUGCAGCGCAUUCGGUCGCCGCCCCAACGCCUGCGGACUCCAACACGCCCCAUGCUCUGGCCAUCAUGGACACGGCGCAUGUGGGGCCGUCUGCGACCCACGGUGAGGGAUCGGCGGAGCUGACGGGUGCAACGGGUGCUGUCGCUGAGAGUAAUGCGGGAGGGAAGGGGAAGGUCGACACCGGGAAAGGGAGCGCGGUCUCUCAGAGGAGCACGCGGGCGAUGUCGGCGGGGAAGGAGAUGUCGGAAGAGAAAGGGAAGAAGGCGGAAGGGAGUCAGGACAAGAAGGGCGGCAAGAGUAAGCCGGCGAAGAAGAAGGAGAAGGCGGAGGAGGAUGACGAGGAGGGCGUCGAGGGAGAUAAAGAACGCAGGGGGCAUGGCAUCCGCCAAGACAGGUCCGAUGACGGGCAUGGGUGGGUGGGCGAGAUUAAGGUAAACGGACGGAAUCGAGACAUCGGCAAGUCGAGGGAGAAGAUGGAGCUGGCUACGUACCGUGGGUACGCGAGGUCGGGUGAUGCGCUUCAUGGGGUGCUCUGGCCGGCGAUCUGGUUCCCCAUCAUCGAAAACACGGAGGAAGACAAGGAGGAGACGGAGGCUCUCAUGUCGGCGAUGGUAAAUCGCGUGUCGAUGUGCGCGGCGUAUGGGAAAGUCGCGGCGAGCGCGGCGUUUGGGAAGGUCGACACGAGCAUAGAAGGGAGUGCGGGAGAGAAGACGGAGAUGGAAGGCGCGGAGGGGAAGGCGGACGAGAAGACGGAGAUGGCGGCCCAGACGUUAGCGGCAUCUGCAUGCGCCCUCUGGUGCUUCGUGGAGACGGGAGCGUCGUUGCUCGGUGCUGUGGGCGAAGGGAAGGCGCCGGCGAUGGUGGCAGGUGCGGAGGAGGAGAGGGCCGAGGCAUUCAAGAAGGUGAUGCACGCGGUGAUCGAGUUAGCACGCAGUCGGGAGGCUCCCGCGGGGGAGGUUGCCCAUAUCGUCGCGCCAUCGCUGCAGCGCCACGUAGUGGUCAGGGCCUUCGAGGAGGGAGUUGAGGAAGUCGAGGCCGACAUGAUCGCCAGAGCGACGGUCGAGACCUUGGCGUUCUGGGGAAUGUGCCCCGUCGCCGGGCCCAAGCUAAAAGAGCAGGGCAUCGAUGUGCCGUGUUACGCGAAGAUGGAGUACGAUAUGGAUCACAGGGGGAGGAAGGGGGAGAAGGUCAAGCAGGGCAAGGGCAGCAAGAGGAAGAAGGGCAAGGAGGGCAAGGGCAGUACGGAUGCGUAG